This is a messenger RNA of Poecilia reticulata (guppy), 4785 nucleotides long. RefSeq names its product transmembrane protein 164 (gene tmem164). NCBI's taxonomy places the organism in Eukaryota, Metazoa, Chordata, Actinopteri, Cyprinodontiformes, Poeciliidae. The record is from RefSeq and is a predicted model, not a curated record.
UGUAAGCCUUAACAUAUUUCCACAGCUGUUAAUAAUGAAUCCGAAAAGACGCUUUUGUGAUUAGCAAUUGUGGAAUCGUGACUUUCAGUGACAGCUUAAUGCAGCCUGGGAAACUAAAAACCGGGUGAAGCGAUAACAAGCGGCACCUCUUCGGCAGCUCAGUGGGGCUCCGAAGCUAGGCUAGCUACCUGUGUGGUGUAUUGGUGRUUACACAUGCUAACGCAGCGUCCGGUAACCUGCUCCAAACAUGACUCAUCUAUUGGUAGCUGGCGACCAGCAUUUUCACUGCCUUGAGAUGAGCCUGACGAGUUAACCUGUUUGGAGUAACGCGAGAAACGAGAGAGGGGCUUGCUCCACACUAAACACCAGCGGCGGGUAGCCUUGACAACAGCUUCCUCCUGUCGCUAACCGAAGUUCCUCCUCCGCCUGCGGAUGAGGUAGUUUACCGGGCUAGCUAUCUGAAAUCCACCCAGGAGGUGAGUACAUGUCUACUACGGAGUGAACCACAAGGAAAUCCCGCUGUACAUGUUUCGCCAAGAAGUCAGUGUGACGUCUUUUAUCCCAUCUUGUUCGUAUCUAUUCCAACCCGAAAAGAGGAACAUGUCCCGGUACAACAUAUACAGCCUGCUGGACUGGAUUUACGGCGGGGUGGACCCGAAGUUUGAGGGCAACGGGGGGCCCGAGUGCGCAGCCUUCCUCCCCGUCCAUCAGCGCAUCGUGGAGAGCCUGGCCAUCCUCUUCAUCUCGCUGCUGGAGGUCGGCGUUGCACUGAAGAAGAUAAACUUUGCAAAGGAGUUCAGGGUUGUCGGCGGGGACUGCGUGAAGCCGAAGAAGGACAGUCUGGGCAAGAACCUGUUGCUGGUCUCUCUUUGCAUGACUUUUGGAAUAGAAGUCGGGUUCAAGUUUGCGACUAAGACUGUGAUUUAUCUUCUGAAUCCCUGCCAUAUAAUCACCAUGACUCAGAUCUUCCUGCUGGCCUGCCCGCCGUGUAAAACAGCGAUGAUUGUCUUUCGACUGCAUAUUCACAUGCUGAAUGGAGCGCUGCUGGGCUUAGUGUUCCCUAUAGUCAACACCAGGCUACUGCCGUUUGAGAUGGAGAUCUACUACAUCCAACAUUCCAUGAUGUACUGGGUGCCUGUUUACCUCAUGAGGAAAGGAGGUGUGUACCAGCCCGAGCCUCUGGGGAACAUGUGGUGGGCGGUGCUCUCUACUGGCAUCCUGUUUCUCUACCACAUCCUCUUCCUGCAGCCCCUUGGCCUGGCGACGGAGGUCAACCUGAACAACAUGCUGUGUCCGGCCGUGUCCGAUCCSUUCUACGGGCCGUGGUACCGGGUGUUGGCGACGGGCCACCAGACCGCGCUGACGCUGCUCCACGGGAAGCUCCUGACGUUCCUCGCUCAGCACAGCGGCUCCGCCUGCAGAUACCUGCUGGACACGCUUCCACUGCGCAGCAAGGUCGACUAGACGUCCGAGCACACGCAUCCCCGAGGCUUUGAUUUUCUUUUUUUUUCUUUUAAUCUGCGUUUUYGGGAGUCUUUUAGCUCCRUUGAGCCGARGGGAAGCUUUCCAGGGGCCAAUAAACCCACAUGUCAUUCUUGGUGGCUCAAAUACGUACUUGUGUGUACAGUUUCCAUGCUGGUUGUUARGCAGCUGGACAUGCGCUCACUGACAGGGUUUCCCCCAGAAAACUUGCCAAGCCCGGUGGGAGGGCAGUCCACCAGCGGCCUGCCAUUUUUUUUUUUUUUUUUUUAAAGGUUUUAUUGGCUCCUGUGGCCUUUAUUUGAUAGUUAAUUGACAGGAAAGUUGAUUUUGAGAGAAGGUGAAAGACAUGCGGCUAAGGUCGCCUGGCCAGGAAUCGAACCUGCGACGGCUGCGUCRAGGACUAAGGCCUCCAUACAUGGGCUGUGCUUAACCCCUGCGCCACCACAGCACACCCUUCUGUUUUUUGUGUUAAAWUUUUUUUUAAAGUUGACGGUAAAUUUAUUGUGACUAGGUAACUGUAUGCUGUUUUGAAGGUAUUAUUGACGACACCUAAGCACACAACUGUAGUCUUAAAAAAUACAAACAAAAAUAUCAUUAAUUCAAAUUAGAUAAUUGUUUUUGWACUAAUUUGUCAUUACUUAAUCAGACAUUGAUCUUGUCUUGGAACAAGUUAUGUAAUGCUGGUCACACUCAGCUCCUCAAGGCCCGCCCAGACCUGCAGGAGCCUCCAUGACUGCUUAACAUAGAACUAUCACUUUUGAACAUUUGUUUUUAUUGAGGAUAAAAAUCCUAUAAAAUUUUAUGUAAUUGUUUCAGUAGCGAUAAAACCUUUACAUUCCUUGCCAUUUAAAUUUUAAGAUUUGAAAAAGCUGACGAGAUUACGUUGUGAAAGUUCAAAAAAUGAACUCUUCAUAGUAUGAUUGUUGUGYUACCAUAGYUACAACAUGAUGCUAUGAGUUUAAUCUUUGCGUUUGAGCUUGGUUUUUCACAAAUAAUAACCAAGUACCAGUUKAUCAGUUUAUGGUCAGCUAAUUAAACUUGCCCCCCUCUCAGUAGAAUCUUGAGCCAGCCCCGAUCAUAUUUAAAAGAAAUUAAAAGAAAUGUUACCUAAAAUGGGCAAUGGCAACUAAAUAUACAUAGRGUACAAAAUUCAAGUAUUUCUUGUAUUAAGUUUUCCUUCAGUAAUGUCUGCUGCUUGGUGCAGUGUUUUGCUAGUUGUGAUUGGUUAUUUUUUAUCCAAGCGAAUGCAGUAUUUGCGAGGAAAGCUGUUUGAAGACUAGUCUACGAUUGACUGGUUAACUUUAUCAAGUUGCAAGUGCCGACAAAGAGUCGAGCGCGUGCCAGAACUCGCAUUGAGCGAGCUCGUGGGAUAUGUAAACACAUACGCCUCUCGUUACUCUUUCUUCGCAACGAGAACCUCAAAAAGCGCGACUAUWUGUGAAAUUGUAUCGGCGGCUUGCGUUGCGCUUGCGCGAACCGCCUACYUUGGUACGGCGUUGUCCGAAAAUGAGCCCCAAUGGAGCUCCUUCCAGGUGGCGCGCGCCAUUUGCAAAACUCCUGGAGGCGCAUGACCACCAGACGCCAUGACUGUGCGCGAUGCCAACACGUCGUCGCGCCCAGCUUAAUGCAUCAACCAUAGACCCGUCUUCGCUGUUACUGGUGUAUUAAAAGCUCAUCUGAAAUAAACAAACUAGCGACGUAGGCGGGGCAAAUAAAGCCAAGCUGCCGCCGUGCUUGUAAUGGCGGAAGCUGGGGGAAACCUUGUGAUACAGUUUUCAUCCUGCUGCCUUUUUUUUUUUGUUUUUUUGUUUUAUAAAUGUAACGUCGACGUUGAGUACCUGAAUGUGGCCCCCUGUCUGUGGCGCAGCCGGUGGGACCAUUCGGGUACUCAGCAGGUGGGAGGCGCUGCUUUCAGUUCUGAAUGAGUUUAGUUGCGCUAACUCAUUUUACUGAGUCGUUUUUUAUUUGUCUCAAGUGCGCUUUGAAGCAGAUUUUUAAAUGUGAGUUGUUGUUAAAGUCACUGCUCGUUUAAUAGCGCGUGGAUGCCAAUGUUCUCUUCUGUUUUUUUUUUGUUUUGUUUUUUUUUUUUUUUUUGAAUGAAGAAAAAAAGAAACCAUAUAUGAUCAGGAUAGGAAAUAUUUUUUGUAAGUGGCUUUUAUCUUUCAGUCUCCAGCCUGUUCAAUGCAUUCCAGUUAUGAUAAUCAGGAGGCAUGAAGGACUUCUUACAUGCUGCAGGUUGAAGCGAAGAAUAAUGAGUGAAUGGGUGGGGCUUGUUUCGUUUCUCUCUGUGUGUGUGUGUGUUGUUUUUAUCGUGGUGUUUGACUAUAUCCGUCAAGGUUUAACCUUGUUGAACAUUGUUAGGAAAAAAAAAUUGCCAAUGGCAGGCAGAUCUGGAACUGAAGGUCUUUGCAAAAGCAUUCAUAUCCCUUGUACCUUUUCCUCGUGUUUCAUGCUGCCACCUCCACAUUUCGAUGACUUUUAUUAGGCCGUCAUUAUGAAAGAUGGUAAUUUCUGCGUUUGUGUGAAGGUUUCUUUAUUCCGGUGCCCAAGAUAACAGAUUGCAGUUCUUGCGGUUUUAUGCUAAUCCAUUGCCCAAAAGUGGACAGAGUGUAGCACAGCUACACCUAAACAGCCCAAAGCGGACAUUAUUCAGCAAACCAGUCUGUAUUACAGCGGCUCAGAAGAAGCCUCUGUCUGAAAAUUCUGCUGUUUUUUUUAGUUUUUUUUAACAGUCCCGUGAAGAGGAUGCUCAGGGUUUUCCAUAAUUUUUAUAAAGAAUCCUUCUUUGCACGAUAAUCUCCAGACAUUCCAGAGUAAUCCCCAAAACAGAACCGUUGUUCUUCAUCUCGUUUUUCAGCCUGGUGGACGGUCGUGUCUGGGUGCAGCUGUGCCGUAUUUUACAACCUAGAUAUUAUAACCAUGUGUCAUUUUUUCCUUCCGCUUCACAAUAAUUGUGAAUUUAAUCACAUAAGAUGUGUCACGGUUCGUGAACAAGUGCAGUGGGGGUGUGAAUACUUUUACCAGGCUCUCUUAUGUAUCAAGACACUUGAAAGAAACUCUUGCUCCUACUGUAACAAAUCAUGCAUAAAAAUGUGUACCUUGAAAAUUCAUGUCGUUAAAUCAACACCUAUUAUAGGAAAAUGUCACUCGUAUGUAUAUUUCAUUUCAAGUCUGAGGUGGUCCGUGUAACUGUAGCAUUGUCUUUAUUUCAGGAUCAAAAAGGGAGAGGAAAAACUUUUGUACCUCCAAGUUCAGAUGUGUGUGUUGUGGCAACAAUUAAAGGGAUUUCCAGUGGCCAAAGUU